This is a messenger RNA of Thlaspi arvense, 2878 nucleotides long. Lineage: Eukaryota; Viridiplantae; Streptophyta; Magnoliopsida; Brassicales; Brassicaceae. The record is from the annotation of a GenBank genome assembly.
UUUGGUAUUUGUUUGACUAUGAUUCGUAGGCCUUUUCGUAUCCUCCAUAUUGCUGCCUUUUAGCCUGCCCUCUGAGAACCCUAGAUCUCUGCUCAUCGUAUCUUUGUUCCCUCGCAUCGAAACAAUUUCUCAACCCCAAUCCCAAAUUCGACAAGAGCCAUGGAUGAUAGUUGUGCCGUCUGCGCCGAUAAUCUCGAAUGGGUUGGCUACGGAUCUUGUGGUCACCGAGAAGUUUGUUCUACAUGCGUAAUUCGUCUCCGUUUCGUCCUCGGCGAUCCUCGCUGCUGUAUCUGCAAAACCGAGUCCCCUUUUGUCUUCGUCACCAAGGCAUUGGGUGAUUAUACGAGGACGAUCAAUGACUUCUCAACCUUCCCAUCAUCACCAAGGGAAGGUCGAGUAGCAGGAGGGUUUUGGUAUCAUGAAGACACUCAGGCUUUCUUUGAUGACUUGGAUCAGUACAGGAUGAUCAAAGCGAUGUGUAGACUCUCGUGCAGUGUUUGUGACAAGACGGAGGAUCAACCAAGAGAAGGAGGACCAGGGCCAAGGCAUCGUUUGCGGAUUAAGAGUGUUGAACAGCUGAAGGGUCAUCUCUUUCAUAAGCACAAGUUGAAUAUGUGUAAUUUGUGUCUCGAAGGGCGUAAGAUAUUCAUAUGUGAACAGAAGUUGUAUACCAGGGCACAGCUUAACCAGCAUAUACUCACCGGUGACUCUGUAGUUGAUGGAAGUGAGAGUGAAAGAGGAGGCUUCGCCGGACAUCCUUUGUGUGAAUUCUGUAGGAAUCCAUUCUACGGUGACAAUGAAUUAUAUACUCACAUGACUACAGAUCAUUACACCUGUUUUAUAUGCCAAAGGUCGCAGGCAGGACAAUAUGAAUAUUACAAAAACUAUGAUGACUUGGAGCUUCACUUUCGACGAGACCAUUUCCUUUGUGAAGACGACUCCUGCCUCACAAAGAAGUUCAUAGUUUUCCCAAGUGAAGCGGAGUUGAAAAGGCAUAAUGCUACCGAGCAUGGGGGUAAAAUGUCUCGUGCUCAGAGAAAUGCUGCGUUACAGGCAUGCAUCCCCUCUUACCUUAUUCCAACGAGUUUCCGGUACCGAAGUGGAAACGACCAAGAGAAUCGUCGUGGGAGAGUUCGAUCAUUUCGUCGUGAGCAUGGUGAUGAUGAAUAUAAUCGUGCAGUCCAUGCUGCUCUUCGUUUAUCUGAGUCUGAGAAUCCUCGGCAAGAGCCUGCUCCUCAACCCUCAAGUGCACCACCUGGAUUCUCUGAGAACAAUAACAGACCCGUUGAUGAUGGGGACCCUCUUAUCCAACCAAUGGAAUCGCUAUCAACUGCCGAUGUGGAGACCUCUUCGCGAUAUCUUCAAGCUGUUGGUGGUUCGCGUCUUGGAGAAUCUGCUUUUCCUCCUCUUUCUGGUCAACCGAGAUCUGGACAGAACUUGGAGAGUGCGCCAGUUAACUCUUUGCUUGCCCGUCUAAGGCGUGAGAAAAAUCGAACUGCUACCGCAACUACUGCUAUCGCUAAUCCUUCUGAAGCAUGGCCAGCGGUUAACCGCAGCCCAGCACAAGCGUCCAAUACAAGAGGCGGUGGCAACUCUUCUUCGGGAUGGCCAGCAAUAGGUCGCACACCUGUACAAGCCCCUAGUUCUUCAGCCCAAUCUUGGUCCCAUGCCAGAGUUUCACAGCCUAGACCGCCUAAUUCUGUGGUUCCACAGGCUGCUCGUAAUGCAAAUAGGAUUCCUCACUCAUCAUCAGCCCCUAAUCUAUCUGAUACAAGAUCAUCACUUCAGCCUUCAGAUUUUCCUCCCGUUUCUUCGGCUGUAGUGCAAAAUCGCAAGACAUCAUCCACCAUCACACAGGGAUCUUCAAACUCCCAACCGCCUCCAGAUGUACAGUCUGCCAACAAGUCACUGGUUGAGAAAAUGCGGUCUGCACUUGGUCAUGAUGAAGAACUAUUCAUGUCCUUCAAAGAUGUAUCAGGGCAGUAUCGUCAAGGUUCGAUUGAUGCAAAGAAUUACUUGGAGUAUGUGAAAGGUUAUGGAUUGUCUCACUUGGUUAUUGAUCUUGCUACACUCUGCCCUGACCCGAAGAGGCAGAAGGAACUCAUUGAUACCCACAAUGCCAGUCUGAGAAACGAUACAAAGGAGAAUGGUCAAGUUGUUGCCGCGCAGAGCUCUUCUCAAGCUCAAGAGAGUCAAGGUUCAAAGAAAAACAAAGGGAAAGGUGUGAAAGCUGUUGAUCCUAAGGAAGCAUUAGCAGAUAACUUUAUGGACACAGUUCGGAGAUUACAGUCCUCACAGAAUUCUCAUGAAGAAGAAGAAGAGAUGAUAUCGAAAGAUAAGAAUGCAUACCGGUCUGACAAAGGCAAAUCAAAGGUAGCAGGAGUGGAUUCUUCUUCAACCGGAGGCAAGCAGCAACGUAAGAAAACCUCCAAGUUUCACAGAGUACGGCUUGGUGAUGGAUCAAUGGCUGCAUUGCUAGAUCUUAACAAGUCUUAUGAUGAGCCCGAACCAGAAUCAAAAGACGACAAUUCCGGUGGAGUGCCGGUGCGUGGUGUUUGGCGUAAAGGAGGUGCAAGACUUUUCUCCUGAAGGAUUAAUUUUCUCAUGGAGCGUGAAGAGAAGGAUUGAUAAAACCCUGAAAAAGCUCGUCUGCUCACUUUUUUGUAUGUCACAGUGUGAAGGUGAGCGUUUUAGGAGAUUUUAUUAUUGUUUAUGGAGUUUUGUUCUUUUUGUGUUUUUUUCAUCUUCUUUUGGUAUGUUUGGUACUUUAAUCACUCUUUUGAUUGAAAGGAUUAAAAAAAGUAACGAAACUGUGAUAAUAGAGAAAAAACCUCUAAAUUUAAAUUAUACAACUCUUUUGCAAAUGUAUGGGUUACAC